Tachyglossus aculeatus (Australian echidna) is the source of this 1639-nucleotide messenger RNA. It is a transcript of the gene TRIM54, whose product is annotated as tripartite motif containing 54. Lineage: Eukaryota; Metazoa; Chordata; Mammalia; Monotremata; Tachyglossidae. The coding region runs from base 410 to 1510 and encodes 366 amino acids. The transcript is spliced from 9 exons. The record is from RefSeq and is a predicted model, not a curated record. Gene Ontology annotation, molecular function: zinc ion binding.
CAGCUGACCAAGGAGGGAGGGACAGACCCACAGCUGCCUGAGGAACAGGAGAAAGACAACGCUACCUUUCACACAGAUCACUCAGAAACUCAGAAGUGAGGGUAGGUAGCCUCGCAGAGAAGGAGCAACCGUUUAGGAUUUACCCAGCUGUUCGGAGAGUGAUCUAAGGAAGAGACGGACAGGAACAACUGUUCAGAGAGGCAGGGUCGGAGCUAGCUGGAGGGCGAGGGACAGACGCGGCUCAACCGCUAUCUGAAGUAGGGCCCCCGGAGAGGAAUCUGAGCGAGCGAACGACGCCGGGGAAGCCCUGUUAGAACCGAGGGGCCGGGGCCCGAGCUAAAGCGGGGAGACGCCGCCGAGGGUGGGCCGGGGUUAGGGUCAGGCCAGCGAGGAUACAGUCACCGAGGGGAUGAACUUCGCGGUGGGAUUCAAGCUGCUGCUGGGAGAUGCUCACAGCAUGGACAGCCUGGAGAAGCAGCUCAUCUGCCCCAUCUGCCUGGAGAUGUUUUCCAAGCCGGUGGUGAUCCUGCCCUGCCAGCACAACCUGUGCCGCAAGUGUGCCAACGACAUCUUCCAGGCCUCAAACCCCCUGUGGCAGUCCCGGGGCUCCACCACGGUUACCUCCGGCGGCCGUUUCCGCUGCCCAUCCUGCCGACACGAAGUGGUGCUGGACAGACACGGAGUCUACGGGCUUCAGCGCAAUCUGCUGGUGGAGAACAUCAUCGAUAUCUAUAAGCAGGAGUCGUCCAGGCCGCUGCAUACGAAGGCGGAGCAGCACCUGAUGUGCGAAGAGCACGAGGAGGAGAAGAUCAACAUCUACUGCCUGAGUUGUGAGGUGCCCACCUGCUCCCUCUGCAAGGUUUUCGGGGCCCACAAGGACUGCGAGGUGGCCCCGCUGCCCAACAUCUACAAACGCCAGAAGAGUGAGCUGAGCGACGGCAUUGCCAUGCUGGUGGCUGGAAAUGACCGGGUCCAGGCAGUCAUCACCCAGAUGGAGGAGGUGUGUCAGACCAUCGAGGACAACAGCAGGCGCCAGAAGCAGCUCCUGGGACAGCGGUUUGAGACCCUGUGUGCCGUCCUGGAGGAACGCAAGGCCGAACUGCUGCAGGCCCUGGCCAAGGAGCAGGAGGAGAAGCUGCAGCGGGUGCGGGGCCUCAUCCGCCAGUACGGGGACCAUCUGGAGGCCUCGUCCAAGCUCGUGGAGUCGGCCAUCCAGUCCAUGGAGGAGCCCCAGAUGGCUCUCUACCUCCAGCAAGCUAAGGAGCUGAUCAAAAAGAUCGGGGACAUGGCGAAGGUGGAGCUGGCCGGCCGGCCUGAGCCGGGCUACGAGAGCAUGGACCAAUUCACAGUGAGCCUGGAGCACGUGGCCGAGAUGCUGAGGACCAUCGACUUCCAGCCGGCAGUUUCGGAAGAGGAAGAGGAUGAAGGGGAAGGGGCGACUCUGGAGGGCGAGGACGGCAGCGCCGGGACCGAGGAAGAGAGGCACGAGGGAUCUGAAGGUCCGCACUGAGGCCUGUCCCUAGCCCCGGGGUCGCAUCUGGCCAGCCAACCGCGAGCCCCUACGGGGACAGAGGGACACACAUGGCGAUACAGACCGACACUCUGUGGGGCUUCUCCCGGCAAUAAAGUUUGAGAGCUG